Messenger RNA from Cuculus canorus (common cuckoo), 2074 nucleotides. It is a transcript of the gene MYOZ3, whose product is annotated as myozenin 3. The record is from RefSeq and is a predicted model, not a curated record. The transcript has 7 exons. Gene Ontology annotation, cellular component: Z disc; actin cytoskeleton. Bases 244 to 987 code for a protein of 247 amino acids. Lineage: Eukaryota; Metazoa; Chordata; Aves; Cuculiformes; Cuculidae. Gene Ontology annotation, molecular function: actin binding; telethonin binding; FATZ binding.
GGCCAGACCUUGGCUUCUGGGCUGGAGCCCAGCACGGGCUGAGGCGAGCAGCAGGGAGCCCGCGGGUGCCGUGGAGGCCCAGCCAGGACCACCAAGCACUGGUGGCAACAGCGUAGCUUCAGCCUUGUCCGCAGUGCAGCAGGAGAGCAUCUUUGGUUCUCAACAUCUUGGGCCAUCCCCUGGCCAGCUGGGCAGGAUCCAUCCUCGUCCCACAGAGUUGCCCUGGGAGCGUGGCAGCAGGCGAUGACCAUCAUGAGACCAGAACCUGAAGAGGUGCCCCGGUUGGACCUGGGCAAGAAGAUGAGCACACCGCAGGACCUGAUGAUUGAGGAACUCUCCCUGCGGAACAACCGUGGCUCACAGCUCUUCCAGCAGCGUCAGAGGAGGAUGCAGCGCUUUGUCUUUGAGCAUCCCAGCAACUACAGGGAGCACACAGGGAUGAGGGCAGGUGGCUCACACCACGGCGAGAAAGGUGAUGCGGAGGGAACGGCAAAUGAGUGGAUGGCAGGGGAGGACGCCGAGGACCAGCAGAACUAUCACUCUGAGCUCCACGUGGCAGCAUCACCCCAGGGUGGCCCCCCCAAAGUGCCCAAGAAGACAGAGAAAGUUUUGCAGAUGAGCAAAGUCCUCAACCCUGAUGCCCUGGCGCCGGGAUACUCAAGCCCCCUCAAAGAAGUCCCCCCGGAGAAGUUCAAUGUCACCGCCAUCCCCAAAGGCUACCGAUCCCCGUGGCAGGAGCUCCUCAGUAAUGAGAACAAUGCUGUGUAUGGCAAGACCCAGCUGCCCGUGAAACCCGCCCCAUGGGACUUCAGGAGCUUCAACAGGACUCCUACCCCAUUUGACAAAACACUGGUCGGUGACCUGUUCUCCACACCUGCCGUGGAUCUGGAUAACCUGAGCGCUCUGGAGGUGAUCGCCCACAGACCCAACUUCAACAGAGUGGCGCAAGGUUGGGUGCGGAUCCUCCCAGAGAGUGAAGAGCUAUAGGACACGCGCUCCCUUCCCCAUCGCCACGGCUGCUUUUCUUGCUCAUACUUUGCACAGUAGGGGAGAGGGGAGUAAGUGUUCUUCACAAAAGCUAAACUAGUGGUCUCGGGUUGUCAUCCUCUUCAAAGGGAUUUGAACAAGCUCAAGACUGGGACCAUUUUGAAUUCCCCUCGUACCAGUGAUUCUCUCAAGGGCAUUUAAAGCAAAGCUAACCAGCCAAGUUCUCACUGAUAAUGCAAACAGAUCCCCGUAAGCUCCUGUACAAAAUACUCCGUACAGCCCGUCCUCUUCUUCGCCUUGUGGAAAACGGCAGGACUGCCAGCUGCAACGCACUGAGCUGUCUCGCUGCUUCUUCACUGACACACAAGACCUGCUCUGACAGCUGCUCGCCUUUGCAGAGAAAUUCCAUCUUCAGGACAACUCUACAUCUGUCAUUCCAGGCAGGACAGUGAGAGGAGGCGAUAAUUGAAGAGCAGCAGCAAAACAAGUUACUGGAGGCACUGGCAUGUUAAAAGCACUUAUCUUGGGCUUGGCUGGACAACAAACACAAAUGAGGAACUGAGAAUCUGCCCAUUUACCAACACAGCACAGCCAGGAUAUAAGGGAGAGGAACACUGGGAAUUGGAAACUUGUGCCUUGCUUUCCACAAGCUACCAGCUAGCACCUGGCAGCUGAUAUUUUCCCCUUCCUACUGCUAUUUGCAUGCCUUGCAUAAACACCUAAACCCUCUGAUUGACUUACACCAGAUUUGUUUCAUAUAGAUGGUCAAUAAGAAUCCAGCCCUGCCUGGACCAGCUGUGCUGCAGAAUUGCACAAGUCUGAAGACAUUGCCAGGGUUUUGCGGCAACUUCUGCAUCAGUGGGAAGGAAAAGCAGCAGAGCCAUGACACCAGAGCAAUCACAGGCUUCUCUGCGAAUGCAAAAAUCAGCAGCGAGGAUUGAACUGCAGGUUUUCAGCAGUGACAGUGGGGCAUGCAUUAACAGCAGUCUGUAGGAGUCAUUGAAACAGCUGGAAAUCCCAAAAAUCUCUAACUUCUUAAUUUCCACAAUCGUUUUUGUCAGGUUCUUAAGUUUACCCUUAUUUAAUC